Molecule: messenger RNA, 2199 nt
Organism: Rhinocladiella mackenziei CBS 650.93
Lineage: Eukaryota; Fungi; Ascomycota; Eurotiomycetes; Chaetothyriales; Herpotrichiellaceae
Exons: 5
Coding region: 1-2199 (732 amino acids)
Biological process (GO): positive regulation of transcription from RNA polymerase II promoter by galactose; DNA-templated transcription
Cellular component (GO): nucleus
Molecular function (GO): DNA-binding transcription factor activity, RNA polymerase II-specific; RNA polymerase II cis-regulatory region sequence-specific DNA binding; zinc ion binding
Source: RefSeq, a predicted model, not a curated record
AUGUCCAAGUCGACCGUUCCCAGUGGCGCAGAUGUACAGACGGGGAGCGGUGGCAACUUUACGGCGAUGGAGAACGAGAUAGACACUGAAACGUCCGUGCCAACCGGUCAAAAACGCAAGAGAUACGUCACGCAGGCUUGUGGCGAGUGCAAGAAGCGCAAAGUCAGGUGCACCGGCGAACAGCCGUGCGAACAAUGCUCGACGAGCCGGUUGAAUUGCGAGUACAGCACCGAGCCGCGACGACGCAAUCAGCAGCAUGCCGGCGUCUCUGAUAGCCCUGGCGAACACACCUCCACCUCGAGCAAUUUUGUGCUAUCGGGCGGCGACGCGGAGAAAUUCACUUCGGAAGUUCUGAACCGACUACACACUAUUUUAACGGAAGUAAGGAUGGUCAAGGGCGCGAUUGGGACUUCUCCCGGGCCGGACAAGCUGACGCCGCUCUCGUCCAGCCUUCGAGGCCUAAUCACUCCUGAGUCCGGCGAGGGUUAUGGGACGUCAGUCGAAGGUCAAAAUCCCGACAGGAAUGUCUUCAAUGGUGGACCCAGCAUUCUCAAGCCGUUGAACACACUUGAAAAAGUAGGAAACAAUGCCGGAGAUGGCGGGAACGAUGACGACGCUGCGAAUUCUCGCUCCGGGGCCAAGCAAGAUUGCUUACUGUCUGCCUGUUCCAAUAUAUCAGAAUGCUACCUGCGUGAGCUUCGACUCUGGGACGCAAAUAUCAGGCAUCAGGGCAUUCACCCUCUACGGGAGCCGAUCGAUGUUUACUUCUCGCUGAUGAAUCCCCAUUAUCCUUGCUUGGACGAAGAUCUCUUUCGAGAGGUGUUUGACCGUUAUGUGUGUAACUAUCUUCUGCAAGACGUUACUCUCGACCGGAUCCAGUUUAUCGCACUGGUCUAUCUGAUUGUGGCCGUGGUCAAAAUCGUCAAGGAAUUCUGUGCCGAGGAUAACGUGGUUCCUGGAUGGUACGAGUUCACCCGAGCAGAGCACCUAUUGAACCAUGUAAUUCGAACAGGGAAAGGGGACUUGGCCACAACGCAAUGCCUAAUCCUCAAGGCGUCAUAUCUAUUGUACAUUGAGCGUCAUGACUGGGCUUACGACGUGAUGGGCACGGCCGUCCGCCUCUGCUUCCAACUGGGUCUUCAUAACCAGAAGUCCUGGACUGGGGCUUCCCCUUUCGAGAGACACAUGAGAAUCCGGAUUUUCUGGUGCAUCUAUUGCCUGGAGCGGAACAUUGCUCACCAAUGCGGAGCGCCAUACCAGAUUAACGAAAAGGACAUUGCGGUGGACCCUCCUUCAGAACUACCAUCCGGCUCACGGGGCUUUGUUGUCAGCGAAGGCAGCAUCAGCCCGAUUCCUAGCCAGAUAGCAACCAUCAAGUGGGCGAGGUUAUGUUCGGACAUGUGGGAUUCAAUGUUUGGUGUGAAGUCACAGCCCGCCACAGCCGAAUUCAUUGCCGUGACUGAUGCCCGGAUCCUUCUCCUGCUCGAGGAAGUUCCGGAACCCCUACGGUGGUCGUCAGAGACCAUCCGCAAGCUCGAAUAUUUACAAUACCCGCACUAUGUGGUGCGCCAGAGUAUUGUCCUACACCUUCGAGCAAAUCAUCUGCGACUCCUUCUUCGGCGGAGUGACUUGUUGGAUGCAAAAAAUGGCGGUCGGACGGCUCCUCUGUGCGUGGAAAUUGCGGCCUCAUCCAUCAAUGCCAUGCACGAAUAUCAUUUUUCGCCGUUGAAACAGAACACUGAACGUUUUCCAACCGUGUCUUUCCUUUCCGGGGCCCUGGUCGCCCUGACUGCUGUGAUCCUGGGCAACAAGGUUGAUGCGAACACAUCUCAGAAAGCAGAGGCAGCCUUUCAGAAAGCCAUUCACUUGCUCGAGGACAUGUCUCCCGGCUUCAGUCUUAGCCGCCGACUGUUGCGCCGUUUUCAAAGCGUCAUUCAGGCCGCGACGCGGACAAUGACCACCGCUCCCGAGGACGUUACUUCAAAUGUCGGCGGUUGUAUUGAUCCGACGUCCUCAAGGCAUGAUCCCGCUACGGCAAGCAAUCAUGCGCUGUUUGACUUGGAGCUAGAAGACCUGAUUCACUUCGACAAUUUUCAGAUGAUGGAGGAUGAAUCGACGUUGUCCUUGUUGAACUCGGCUACCGCGGCUCCGAUUCGAUAUCUUUCACCUCCACAAUCUUCAUUCAGCAAUCACAGAUAA